CAUCCAUUCACUCACCCUCUUCCUGUUCACUUUCCUCACUUUAUAUUGACACCUCUUUCACAGCUUUUCUUCUUCUCCUACUUUCAACUUUUUUCAUCUUUCAGCUCAUAAAUCCCAAUGGCCUCAUCUCACCAACUCAAGAACUUUGAUGUUUUCUUGAGUUUUCGAGGUGAAGAUGUUCGCCAUGGUUUUGUAAGUCAUUUACAUAAGGCUCUGACUCAACAAGGUAUUCAAACCUUCAUUGAUGAUAAUCUCCCUAGGGGAGAAAACAUUUCUGAAGAGCUUCUCAAAGUCAUUGAAAACUCAAGUGCAUCAAUAAUUGUAUUUUCUAAAAACUAUGCAUCCUCUAGUUGGUGUUUGGAUGAACUUGCAAAAAUUAUUGAGUGUAGCAAAAAAGUGCUACCAGUUUUCUAUCAAGUAGAUCCAUCUGAAGUUCGUAAGCAAAUAGGGGAUUUUGGAAACAAACUGACUGAGCUUGAAAAAAAAAUUGAAGAUAAGACAAAGGUACAAAGGUGGAGGGACGCUUUAAGUGAAGCAGCCAAUAUUUCUGGUUGGGACGACAAAAACAGUUGCAAUGAAUCUGAACUUGUGCAAAAAAUUGUUGAAGAGAUCUUAAAUUUCGAAUUCAUUCAGAUGCCAUCAAAUGUUGCUACAAUGCAGCUGGUUGGAAUAAAUUCUCACAUAGAGGCCCUAACAACACUUUUAGAUAUUGAAUCAAAUGAUGUUCGCAUGGUAGGGAUCACUGGCCUUGGUGGAAUAGGCAAAACUACAAUUGCAAAAGCUAUUUAUAAUAGCUUUUCAAAUCAUUUCAAAGCAAAAAGUUUUGUAGAGAAUGUUAGAGAGUGGUCAAAGACAGAGGAAGGCAAAAUAUGUUUACAAGAGGCACUUCUUAAGGGUAUCUCAGAGGAUAAGAAUUUGAGGGUGAGUACUAUAUAUGAAGGAAUCACAAGGAUAAAUAGAAUUCUUCGCCUAAAAAAGGUUCUUAUCAUUCUUGAUGACGUGGAUAAUGUCGAGCAGAUAGAAACAUUGCUCGGACAAUGUGAAGGCUUUGCAUUUGGAAGUAGAAUCAUUCUGACAACAAGAUAUCAAAGCUUGCUAGUUAAUCGAAAUGGUCUUUCAACCUAUGACUAUGGGGUUAAGGAAUUAGAUGAAGAUGAAGCUAUUGAAAUCUUUCGUAAGCAUGCCUUCCCAAGAAAUGAAGUCCCUGAAGAUUAUUUGGAACUCGAGAAACAAGCUAUAAGUUAUGCCAAAGGCCUUCCUCUAGCUCUAAAAGUAAUGGGUCGUGAUUUGUGUGAGAAAACUAUACAUGAAUGGGAUGAUGCGUUAGAUUGUUAUAAAAAAAACCCUCCUAAAGAUAUUCAAAACAUACUAAAAAGAAGUUAUGAAGGAUUACCCGAAAAUGAAAAGAAUAUUUUCCUUGAUAUUGCAUGUUUCUUCAAGGGAUAUGACAUGAGUUAUAAUAUGAUUAAGGAUGUACUGAAAGCUUGUGGUUUAAACCCAGUAUAUGGUAUUCGAAAUCUUAUUGAUAAGUGUCUCUUGACUAUUGAUCAAGAUAAUUAUUAUUUGUCGAUGCACGACUUAUUACAACAAAUGGGUAUGGACAUUGUUCGACAAGAAGCACCACUAAAGCCUGAGGAACGUAGCAGACUAAGGUGUUAUAAGGAAGCUCUUGAUGUAUUAACUGAAGAUAUGGGUUCAGAUAAAAUUCAAAGCAUAAUAUUGUGGUCGCCUAAAUCAGAAUCCGAAGAGGUGCAAAUAAAGGCACAAUUUUGUAAGAUGAAAAAUCUUAGAUUGCUUUUGAUUCGUAACAUACGUUGUUGCAAUGGACCCCUUGAAUGUCUUCCCAAUGAAUUAAGCUUGCUUGAUUGGCGUGACUAUCCAUUUUCUUCGCGGCCACCAAAUUUUUUUCCCAAAAAACUGGUUGUGCUUAACUCGCCUCUUAUCCUAUUAAAGGAACCAGAACUCAAGCAGAAAUUUGUAUCCGUGACAUAUGUGGACUUUAGUGACUGCGAUCUGAUUACGAAAAUACCUGACUUAUCAAUGACCCCAAACGUAACAAAAUUGAUACUUUUUAACUGUAGAAAUUUAAUUGAGAUUGAUGAUUCCGUGGGGCGUCUUGAUAAGCUUGAAGUGUGGGACCUUUGGAAUUGCGAAAAACUUGAAACUCUUCCGAACUGUCUCACGAUGAAAUCUCUUACAUCUUUUAGCCUGCCCCGAUGCCGGAGGAUUAAGAAGUUUCCAAAUAUCUUGCACGAAAUGAAAGGUGUUGAAGAUUUAACGCUUCCAGAAAGCUGUAUUGAAUUGCCUCCGUCAUUUGGGAAUUUGAUUGGGCUUAAGAAAUUAAUUGUAGGAACAUAUGAUUCAGGAGAGGCGCAUCUUUCGGGCAAUUCCAUAUUUCUGAAGAAUGUGGAGAUUGAUAGACAGCCACUGUGCAACUCUCUUGGUUGCUCAUAUGUUUUUCCAAUGUUGAAAAAACUGUCUAUUUAUUGCAUUAAAAUUUACUCAGAAAUAGAAUUUAUUUUGAAUUAUUUUUCCCCCCACACACUGGAAGAGUUAGAAAUCCACAACAGCAAAGUUGUCACCCUCCCAGAAAGCAUGAGCAGAUGUGAGAGAUUACAUACGCUUAUUAUUGGAGAUUGCGAUGAGUUGCGGGAAAUCCUAAGGCUUCCACAUAGUAUAAGACGUGUAGAAGUAGAAAGUUGCCACUCGCUGGAUUUACAAUCAUUCUUUCAGCUGCUUCGAGAAAUCAUAGGGCUUCCACCAAAUCUACCACCAUGUUCAGGUGUAACAAGGCACAUGUCCUCGUUAGUAUGGUAUCCAGAAAGGAAAGAGCGACAAUUUUGGCUAGACAGCCUUUGUGAAUAUGGUUUUGAGGUAACAGGAGAUGAGAAUGAUAUUCCAAAUUGGUUCAACCAUCAAAGGGACGGAAAUUUAAUAUCAUUCACGAUUGGUCCCGAAUUUCCAACAAUUGCUCUCUGUACUGCUUUUGGAAUACAAGAUUGUGAAGCUUUUCAUGGUUUUGGUCGUAAUUUUGAUUAUCAUGUCAUCAUUUUCAUCAAUGGUACUGAACGAAGAUUUGAAAGAAAAAGCAUUCAUAAAGAUAAGAGGUCUGGGCAUCUGAGUUUUUCAUGUAGACCUCAGAGCUCAUUACAGGAAUUAUUUCGGGACUUGCAACUAACUGAUCGGAAUCAUGUUGAGAUCCUCUGUAAUACUCUCCCCUAUUCAUCCAUAGAAGUUGCUCCUAUCGUUGAAAGGAUAGGAGUCCAUGUAGAAUGCAAUUGCCCUCCUCCUCAAAAUCCCAGUAUCAUUCAAGACAUUAAUAGGCCCCUAUCUUUGCAAUCAGGUUUGGGACUUCCAAUGGAUACAGAAAAUGGAUCAGACUUAGGUUCGGCAUUAGACUCGUCAAAUGUUGAUGGGUUUGAUUUGGGUUCAUCUUCAGUGGCCCAGCCCCCUGUAAAUGAUGAUUUCGACUCCAAUCAGUUUCCACUGUGGGGGAGAAUGGGAAGACUCUUGAUUCGACUGUUUGUGGUUCUCUUUUUUUAUUUAUUUAUUUUAUUUUUAACUUUUAAAUAAUUGUAAUAUAUCAAUUGGACUGUUCAAUGGGACAUUGGUCUUAUCAUGACAAAGAUGCUCUAAGCCAUAGAUGCU
Quercus lobata is the source of this 3648-nucleotide messenger RNA. RefSeq names its product TMV resistance protein N-like. The coding region runs from base 118 to 3573 and encodes 1151 amino acids. Gene Ontology annotation, biological process: defense response; signal transduction. Lineage: Eukaryota; Viridiplantae; Streptophyta; Magnoliopsida; Fagales; Fagaceae. Gene Ontology annotation, molecular function: ATP hydrolysis activity; ADP binding. The transcript has 5 exons. The record is from RefSeq and is a predicted model, not a curated record.